UCUGGUGACACAGCAUGACAGAAGGGAACCAAACUGUCAUCUCCCAGUUCCUCCUCCUGGGCCUGCCCAUCCCCCCAGAGCACCAGCACCUGUUCUAUGCCCUGUUCCUGGCCAUGUACCUCACCACUGUCCUUGGGAACCUCAUCAUCCUCAUCCUCAUUCAACUAGACUCCCGUUUCCACACACCCAUGUACUUCUUUCUCAGCAACUUGUCCUUCUCUGACCUCUGCUUUUCCUCUGUCACAAUGCCCAAGUUGCUGCAGAACAUGCAGAGCCAAGUUCCAUCCAUCCCCUAUGUGGGUUGUCUGACACAAAUGUAUUUUUUCUUGCUCUUUGGAGACCUUGAGAGCUUCCUCCUCCUAGCCAUGGCCUAUGACCGCUAUGUGGCCAUCUGCUUCCCCCUUCAUUACACCAGCAUCAUGAGCCCCAAGCUCUGUGGGAGUCUGGUGGUGCUGUGCUGGGUGCUGACCACAUUCCAUGCCAUGCUGCACACCCUGCUCAUGGCCAGAUUGUCAUUCUGUGAGGACAACGUGAUCCCCCACUUUUUCUGUGACAUGUCUGCUCUGCUGAAGCUGGCCUGCUCUGACACAUAUGUUAACGAGUUGGUGAUAUUUGUCAUGGGAGGCAUCAUUCUUGUCCUUCCGUUUGUGCUCAUCACGGUAUCCUAUGCACGAAUUGUCUCCUCCAUUCUCAAGGUCCCUUCUGCUCGAGGUAUCCGUAAAGCCUUCUCCACCUGUGGCUCCCACCUGUCUUUGGUGUCUCUGUUCUAUGGGACAGUCAUUGGUCUCUACUUAUGUCCAUCAGCUAAUAACUCUACUGUGAAGGAGACUGUUAUGGCCAUGAUGUACACAGUGGUGACUCCCAUGCUGAACCCUUUCAUCUACAGCCUGAGGAACAGAGACAUGAAGGGAGCACUGGGAAGAGUUAUUUGUAAGAAGAAAAUUCUUUUCUGCCUGUGA
Meriones unguiculatus (Mongolian gerbil) is the source of this 959-nucleotide messenger RNA. Its product is annotated as olfactory receptor 1468-like. The transcript has a single exon. Gene Ontology annotation, biological process: G protein-coupled receptor signaling pathway. The record is from RefSeq and is a predicted model, not a curated record. Bases 15 to 959 code for a protein of 314 amino acids. NCBI's taxonomy places the organism in Eukaryota, Metazoa, Chordata, Mammalia, Rodentia, Muridae. Gene Ontology annotation, molecular function: olfactory receptor activity; G protein-coupled receptor activity. Gene Ontology annotation, cellular component: membrane.